Dovyalis caffra is the source of this 984-nucleotide messenger RNA. The record is from the annotation of a GenBank genome assembly. NCBI's taxonomy places the organism in Eukaryota, Viridiplantae, Streptophyta, Magnoliopsida, Malpighiales, Salicaceae.
AUGGUAGUUCCUUCUCCAACUGCAAUACGAACCAAAAAAACGAAGGCCUUAGGAAUUCCUACAGUUGAUCUUUCUCUUGAUAAGUCAAACGUAUCACAAUUGAUCGUAAGAGCAUGUGAAGAAUAUGGAUUCUUCAAAGUUAUUAAUCAUGGGGUCAAUAAGGAGGUCGUAACAAGACUGGAGGAGGAAGCUGUUCAUUUUUUCGGAAAGCCAGCCACGGAAAAGCAACAAGCUGGACCUGCUAGUCCUUUUGGCUAUGGUUGCAAAAACAUUGGCUGCCAUGGUGACACGGGGGAGCUUGAAUAUCUUCUCCUUCACACCAAUCCUCACUCCAUCUGUGAAAGAUCCAAAACCAUCUCGAAUGAACCUUCAGAAUUCAGUUGUGUAGUGAGUGACUACAUAGAAGCGGUGAGGCAACUGGCGAGCGAGAUUCUUGAUCUUGCAGCUGAGGGCUUGUGGGUCCCGGAUAAACAUGUAUUUAGUAGACUCAUCAACGACGUUCAUAGCGAUUCAGUUCUUAGACUUAAUCACUAUCCUGCAGUCGAAGAGAUCGUAGAUUGGGACCCAUCACCUAAAAGAAUUGGUUUUGGUGAGCACUCAGACCCUCAAAUCUUGACAAUCUUGCGAUCCAACGAUGUUGCGGGCCUCCAAAUUUGUUUCCAUGAUGGUUUGUGGGUUCCCGUCCCUCCCGACCCCACAGGAUUCUACGUGAUUGUAGGGGAUACCUUUCAGGUUUUAACGAAUGGGAGGUUUGAAAGCGUGAGGCAUAGGGUAUUGGCCAACUCGAGUAAGACAAGAAGGUCAAUGAUGUAUUUUGGGGCACCACCCCUUAAUGCAUGGAUUUCUCCUCUCCCCCAUAUGGUUUCACCACAAAAUCCAAGCCUAUAUAAACCCUUCACUUGGAAUGAAUUCAAGAAAGCCGCCUAUUCUCUGCGAUUGGGACAUACUCGUCUUGACCUCUUCAAGAUUCAUGCCACGGAUUAA